GUAUGAAACCGUCACACCAAGGUUACACGUGUCUACCAGCGAGAAUGUUGGUGGAGGUUUACGACUUCUGAACCUAUCUAAGUCAUCGCUGAAGAGGACCCAGCAGGAACACCACCACCGAGAGUGUAAAGGAUGUUUGGUAAGGAGAGCCGAACAGCAGGUGUCGGGAACGUGAAAAAGGCGAGGGUCAGCUAGCCGAGUGAUAAUUGAGAAGCCAACGAUGGCAGACCUGCGCACCAAACUGGAAGGUAAUUCAGUUCACUCACACAUAUAAGCCCCGCAUUCCUCGCUCGACAUGCCCAUCCAACCUCUCCCUCCUCCGCCAUGGCAGACACUUUCAGAUGGAACCCCAUCCUCUAUUGGCAGCCAAAUGGCUUGCGUGACGUGGAGCUCUACCUGGUACACCUCACCUGGAGGCUCCGGCGAGUAUGUGCUGCCAAUGAAGAGUACCCGAUCAUAAGCACAAAUACCAGCACGUGGAGCGACGUAAACAUUCUGGUCACGAAAGAAGUCACGGUCGAAGUGGAGGUGGUAGAGUCGUAACAGGGAGGACACCGUGACCAGCACGCACCUGCAUCCCAAACCAAACUUCUUCGUCGUUCCUUAUACACUCCAAUUCCUUUCGCUCGUUUAUCAAUACUCUUGUCCAGUCCGUUGUUUGCUUCGUUGAUCGUUGGUUUCUCGCAAUAGACUGUUUUCCAAAGCCACUCCGGCGUCGCCUUAGCCAUCGUCCAAGUACUAGCUCUGAUUCCUAUUUGGUGUCCUUGAUAGAUAGGCAGGUCUGGUGGACGAAGAGCGUCAAGACCUGCAGCUUUAAUAAUAUACUUUAAUGGACUCACCUAUG
Molecule: messenger RNA, 844 nt
Organism: Coniophora puteana RWD-64-598 SS2
Lineage: Eukaryota; Fungi; Basidiomycota; Agaricomycetes; Boletales; Coniophoraceae
Exons: 3
Coding region: 325-543 (72 amino acids)
Source: RefSeq, a predicted model, not a curated record